Charadrius vociferus (killdeer) is the source of this 1190-nucleotide messenger RNA. RefSeq names its product acyl-CoA dehydrogenase family, member 8 (gene ACAD8). NCBI's taxonomy places the organism in Eukaryota, Metazoa, Chordata, Aves, Charadriiformes, Charadriidae. The record is from RefSeq and is a predicted model, not a curated record. Gene Ontology annotation, biological process: lipid metabolic process. The transcript is spliced from 11 exons. Bases 1 to 1173 code for a protein of 390 amino acids. Gene Ontology annotation, molecular function: acyl-CoA dehydrogenase activity; flavin adenine dinucleotide binding.
AUGGUCUCUGCAGCAGAGACCCCGAACUGGUUGUCAUCCACCGGCCUGACUGAGGAGCAGAAGGAAUUCCAAAAAGUUGCCCUUGAUUUUGCUGCCAAGGAGAUGGCUCCUCACAUGGCUGAGUGGGAUGAAAAGGAAAUAUUCCCUGUGGAAACAAUGCGGAAGGCAGCCCAGCUAGGAUUUGGUGGAAUCUAUGUGAAACCAGAUGUUGGUGGCUCUGGAUUGUCACGACUUGAUACCUCCAUAAUCUUUGAAGCUUUAUCAACGGGAUGUACCAGCACCACUGCUUAUAUGAGCAUCCACAACAUGUGCGUUUGGAUGAUCGACACCUUUGGCAACGAGGAACAGAGGCGCAGGUUCUGCCCAUCACUCUGUAGCAUGGAAAAAUUUGCUUCUUACUGCCUGACUGAGCCAGGGAGUGGAAGUGAUGCAGCUUCCCUGCUGACCUCAGCUCAGAGGAAAGGGGACACCUACGUCCUGAAUGGCUCCAAGGCCUUCAUCAGUGGGGGAGGUGACACCGAUGUGUACGUGGUCAUGUGUCGCACAGGGGGCCCAGGCCCCAAGGGCAUCUCUUGCCUGGUACUGGAGAAGGGGACACCAGGACUCAGCUUUGGCAAGAAAGAGAAGAAGGUGGGUUGGAAUUCCCAGCCAACUCGAGCUGUGAUCUUCGAGGACUGCGUUGUUCCUGUUGGGAACCGGCUGGGAGCUGAAGGGCAGGGCUUCAGCAUUGCCAUGAAGGGACUGAAUGGAGGCAGGAUAAAUAUUGCUUCAUGUUCUUUAGGAGCUGCUCAUGCCUCUGUUCUUCUGGCUCAGGAACAUCUCACUGUCCGCAAACAGUUUGGAGAACCCCUAGCAAACAAUCAGUACCUGCAGUUCAGGCUGGCGGAGAUGGCGACGCGCCUGGUGGCAGCACGGCUCAUGGUUCGCAAUGCAGCAUGGGCACUGCAGGAGGGACGGGAGGAUGCGGCUGUGCUGUGCUCCAUGGCCAAGCUCUUUGCUACUGAUGAAUGCUUUGCGAUCUGUAACCAGGCUCUACAGAUGCAUGGGGGCUACGGCUAUCUGAAGGAUUAUGCUGUGCAGCAGUUUGUGCGAGACAUCAGAGUCCACCAGAUCCUGGAAGGUACCAAUGAGGUGAUGCGGAUGAUCGUGGCCAGGAACCUGCUACAGGGCUGAAGCCAGAAGCUAAUCUC